UCACAGCCAUCUCAUCUUCAACCUCUGCAGUUGAUCUAGCAAGGAGAAGCUAAGUGACAGCACUUCAAGAACACUUGUCGUUUGAAGCAAUGGCGAUUCCGGUGAUCGACUUCUCCAGGCUCGACGGCGACGAGAGGGCGGCCACUCUGGCAGAGAUCGCUGCUGGGUUUGAGGAGUGGGGGUUCUUCCAGCUGGUGAACACUGGCAUCCCUGAUGAGCUGCUGGAGAGGGUGAAGAAGGUGUGCGGCGACAUCUACAAGCUGCGCGAGGAUAGGUUCAAAGAAUCCAACCCCGCGGUGAAGGCCCUCGCCCGUCUGGUGAACCAGGAAGGCGAGGGCCUUGCAAUGAAGAAGAUUGAGGACAUGGACUGGGAGGAUGUCUUCACCCUCCAGGACGACUUGCCCUGGCCCUCCAACCCUCCAGCCUUCAAGGAGACGAUGAUGGAGUACAGGAGGGAACUGAAGAAGCUGGGGGAGAAGCUGCUGGGAGUUAUGGAGGAGCUGCUGGGGCUGCAGGAGGGCUACAUCAGGAGGGUCUUCACCGGCGACGGCGACUUCGAGCCCUUCUACGGCACCAAGGUGAGCCACUACCCGCCGUGCCCGCGGCCGGAGCUGGUGGACGGCCUCCGCGCCCACACCGACGCCGGCGGCCUCAUCCUGCUCUUCCAGGACGACCGCUUCGGCGGCCUCCAGAUGCUCCGCAACGACGGCGGCCACGCCGGCCAGUGGCUCGACGUCCAGCCCGUCGAGAACGCCAUCGUCGUCAACACCGGCGACCAGAUCGAGGUGCUUAGCAAUGGCCGGUUCAAGAGCGCAUGGCACCGCAUUUUGGCCACCCGCGACGGCAACCGCCGCAGCAUCGCCUCCUUCUACAACCCGGCGCGCAUGGCCACCAUUGCUCCGGCGAUCCCCACCGCCUCCGGCGAUGCGGCCGCCGUCGCCUACCCGAGCUUCAAGUUCGGCGACUACAUGGAGGUGUACGUGAAGCACAAGUUCCAGGGCAAGGAGCCCAGGUUCGCUGCUCUGGCGACCAAAUGAAUGGAAGGAUGCAUUGAGCUAGCAGCAGUCUGAAUUCUGAAUUCUGAAUUCUGAAAGUCUGAACCUGCUGCAAGUUCUCACUUUUAAGCUCCAUACAGUUCAGUUAAGUGUGUGAUUACACUACGGAUUUGUAAGAUGGAUGGGUUGUCUAAGUAUGUGCUUGCAAUACAGAUGUGUUAAUUAGUGUGUUUGCAGCAAUCACAGCCAUGUAAGGUUGUUGUCUACUAUGGUCAACAGAUGCCAUAUUAGUUUGUAGCUGGAAUUAAUGGCAUCCAUGGGGUUUAUUUUUCUUCUUUUCUGUUUGAAUGUUCACUCUACUUGUUAAUGUGGUGUGUAAUUAUACAUUAGUGAGGAA
This is a messenger RNA of Oryza brachyantha (malo sina), 1392 nucleotides long. RefSeq names its product 1-aminocyclopropane-1-carboxylate oxidase. Bases 90 to 1037 code for a protein of 315 amino acids. The transcript is spliced from 4 exons. Gene Ontology annotation, molecular function: dioxygenase activity. Lineage: Eukaryota; Viridiplantae; Streptophyta; Magnoliopsida; Poales; Poaceae. The record is from RefSeq and is a predicted model, not a curated record.